Molecule: messenger RNA, 375 nt
Organism: Penicillium canariense
Lineage: Eukaryota; Fungi; Ascomycota; Eurotiomycetes; Eurotiales; Aspergillaceae
Product: ATP synthase subunit H
Exons: 3
Coding region: 1-375 (124 amino acids)
Biological process (GO): proton motive force-driven ATP synthesis
Source: RefSeq, a predicted model, not a curated record
AUGAUGUCCCAGUCUCUCCGGGCUUCGCGCUCUAUCCUCACCCGUGCCUCUCGGCAACAGGUCCCUGUCGCUGCUCGCCGCACCUUCCUGACUUCCGCUGUUCGCCGGGCCGACCAGGUCCAGGACCUCUACCUCCGUGAGCUCAAGGCCUACAAGCCCACCCCCGUCAAGCCCAGCGACGCCGAGGGCAACGUUCACAAGUUCGCCCUUCCCCAGGCCCCCGCUUCCCCCGAGGAAGCCAACCUGGCCAGCGAGCUGUCCGCCUACGAAGCCCAGCAGGUUGAGGUUGAGGGCCAGGCUGCCGCUGGCGAGGCUGCCCCUGUUGAGGAGAGCUGGUUCGAGGAGGAUGAGGAGGAGGCUGCUGCUGCCCACUAA